AUCAUCAGCAGGAAUGUAUGAGAUUGAGCAAGUAGUACUACAAAGCCGUCCAGGGAAAACCAAUCCUCCAUCGGAGGAAAAUUUUGCAUAUGCAAAAGCACCACCAAUCGAAUCACAGCCAAUAGAAUGCAAAGAUGGAGAGAUCGUUGCAAAAACACUGUAUCUCUCGGUGGAUCCUUACAUGCGAGGUCGUAUGAAUGACCAUAUAGGAACGACACUCAGUCACCUUUCUUCAUACAUCGAACCUUGGUCGCUUGGAGAACCCCUUUCUGGCGGAGGAGUUGGAGUUGUAGUUGAAAGCAAAUGCGAUGGAUUUGUGAAAGGAGAUAUUGUGCAGGCUCCAUUUCCUGGUUUUUGGCCGUGGCAGAAUAAUGUAUUAUUUCCAUCUGAAGUCGAACUUACCAAGGUUGAUAAUGCAUAUCUGAAAGAACACCCAUCUCUAUUGCUGGGAUUGUGUGGACUAACUGGUGUAACAUCCCUUAUUGGGCUGGAAGUUAAAGGUCACAUUGUUCCUGGCAAGAACCAGACAGUUGUUGUUAGCGGUGCUGCAGGAGCAUGUGGUGUUGCUGCUGGCCAGAUUGCAAAACUGUUGGGGAGUGGCAAGGUAGUUGGAACAUGUGGUACUGAUGAGAAAUGUCAGUAUAUCAGGGAACUGGGAUUUGAUGCAGCCAUCAACUACAAGACUACCACUGACAUGCGAUCAGCCUUGAAAAGUCACUGUCCAGAUGGCAUUGAUGUGUAUUUUGAUAAUGUUGGCGGUACAAUCAGUGAAGAGGUGAUACGACUAAUGAAUAAAGACAGCCAUGUUGUUGUAUGUGGUCAAAUAUCAUCGUAUAACAAAGACAUCCCCUUUCCAAACCCCCUAAGUCCUGAAGUCCAAGAAAUUGCAACAAAACAAAAUGUCACCAGAGAGCUAUUCCUUGUUCUGAGGUAUAAUGACAGAGUACCUGAGGCUAUGCAGAAGUUGACCCAGUGGGUACAAGAAGGAAAGCUCAAGAGCCGUGAAACUGUUGCAGUCGGGCUUGAGAAUACAGGAAAAGCCUUUGUAUCCAUGAUGAAUGGAGGAAAUAUUGGCAAGCAAAUAGUGAAAGUCUCUGAUCAUUAAUACAAGAAUUGAUGAAAAUGAUAUUUAAAAAAAAAUCAUUUCCCCAAGCAACCAUGUAAUAUUCUGACUAUCAUAUAAUUAUAUAUGAAAGUAAAUUUUGGCAUAGAAUACCUUUCACUAGUUUUUUUUAUUGAUUGAUUAAUGUGCAGUUCAAUUGUUUAUUCAAUCACCACAAUAUUCUUUUCUGGCGGCUUGGUGCAACGACGUCAAAACAUUAGACAUAUCGAGCCAUGAGUGAUAUCCUGUAUAGUUUCUCAAUUUUCUUAAAUGCCUGACUUCACGCUCUAAGAGCGUUUGGCUUAUAUGAAAUAUGCAAAUUCUGUGAAAUUUAAAUAAAAUAGACCUCAAAGGUCAUAUAUAAACAACACUGUAUCAUAUCUGGUUAAUUAACAUUU
Exaiptasia diaphana is the source of this 1500-nucleotide messenger RNA. RefSeq names its product prostaglandin reductase 2. Gene Ontology annotation, molecular function: 15-oxoprostaglandin 13-reductase [NAD(P)+] activity. Bases 14 to 1105 code for a protein of 363 amino acids. The record is from RefSeq and is a predicted model, not a curated record. NCBI's taxonomy places the organism in Eukaryota, Metazoa, Cnidaria, Anthozoa, Actiniaria, Aiptasiidae. Gene Ontology annotation, biological process: prostaglandin metabolic process. The transcript has 5 exons.